Messenger RNA from Candidozyma duobushaemuli, 1701 nucleotides. RefSeq names its product signal recognition particle subunit. The coding region runs from base 1 to 1701 and encodes 566 amino acids. Gene Ontology annotation, biological process: SRP-dependent cotranslational protein targeting to membrane. Lineage: Eukaryota; Fungi; Ascomycota; Pichiomycetes; Serinales; Metschnikowiaceae. Gene Ontology annotation, molecular function: 7S RNA binding; signal recognition particle binding; endoplasmic reticulum signal sequence receptor activity. Gene Ontology annotation, cellular component: signal recognition particle, endoplasmic reticulum targeting. The record is from RefSeq and is a predicted model, not a curated record. The transcript has a single exon.
AUGUCCAUCCUGACGCCAUUGGCCACGACAUAUGGCGCCCGUUUGAGUGCGUACUUGACGACAUACGAGGACUUGAAAAAGCACAGAAAGAGAUUGAAUAAAUCGUUGGUCAAGCUCCGUCACAACCUCGACAUUGUCACCAAGGACACCAGGAAAUAUAGCGAAAAGGAGAAAACUAAGGCAAUUACCGCUGCCCAAUAUGAUGAAGACCAGGCCAACGGUACACUCUUACUUUUAAUCGCCGAGCGUGACUCCUUAUAUGCUUCGGAGAUCAAAUCCUUGCUUGAAGUUUCAGGUUCCAGGCUCUCUUCUUACAAGAAGCUCAUGGUUUCUAGACUCAAGAGAGCCGUUCAGACAAGCAAAAAGCUUCUUGAGAUCACGCAAAACGAAGAAAAUGUUACCGUGAGAACAGAGAUCUACAUAUACGCCGCCCUUACCCAGGGCUUGUACCUGGUGAACAAGAAAAGGUGGGCUGAGGCACUUCAGGCUUUCUCCAUCGCCAGAUGUGGUCUUGAGCUCAUAGCCUCACAAAAUAGCGAUGAUAAUGAGGGGGAGAGUUUCAGUAGAACUUUACUGGAGGAGUUGCUUGAUACUUUGGUUGACCCUUCAUUGAACUUGGCAGUCUCUCAAAAUGAGGAAGAAGAAUCGUCUUACGAUAUCAUCACUGUUGCCAGAAAACAUUGCCAUGACGAUACAUUGGCCUACUUGCAACCAGCCGUUGACCUCAUAGCAUCGCAAGACCCUCUGUUCGUGCAAGAGUUCGAGGAGGAGAUCUCGAAAACUGUUGUCUGGAGGGAACAUACGGCUAACGUUUACAACGACGAGGUAUCGAGCAAAGUGGGCCGUCUCGGGCGUGUGGAAUGGAAAAAUUUUAGCGAAGCUGAUGACUACGAUGGAUUGUUGCAAAAAUGGACCGCUCUCGUGGACCUUCACGAGGCGGACUUGCUGAAAAACAAGGAUGAAGACGACCUUGACCGAGUUCAAGACGGCGCUAUUGUCUUGACGUACCUCAAGUACCACAUGCAUUUCACCAAAGUGAAGAGAGACUUGCUUCUCAUCGACCAAUUGGAGUCGAAACAGUUUUCCAGUGUUGCCAAGAAGCUUCAGUCACACCGUGAUGUACUCAGGCUUUACGACUCGAUUAUCGGUACUGUUGAGCAACUCAAAGAUUUACCUGGUGUUUACAAUGACGAAGAUAUGUACUCGACGUUGGAAAACAUGGAACGGUUUUUCGUCACCAAGAGAGCCACCGUUGUGGCGGACUCCUACGCUCUCGCAAACAAACUCCCCGAAGCCCUUAAAGUGUACAGUCAUCUUUCAAGAACUUUUGAGGUUGAAUCAGAUUUCUACAAGAUCGAGCUGUUCCCUUACAGUGUCACCAGCAAUGAGGAAGCUCAAGGUCUCGCAGCACUGAUUCAAGCGAACUUGGCCAAAACCCACAUUAUGACGCAAUUUCACAUCGAGCAGGACAACAGUGACUUUGUGAUUGACAACGUCAACAAGUUCCCUCUGUCUGACGGGAUCAACAGAAUCACCAAUGUUGGACAAAAGGGUGCAAUAAAGCCAGUGUUGAGCAAAGCUGUGUUGUUCGAUGUUGCAUUCAACUACAUCAGCUACUCAUCUAGAAGCGAAGAAACAGGAGAGGCGGAGCCUACCGGAGACAAGAAGAAGAGCGGAUUUUUUGGCAUUUUUGGCCGUUAA